AUGACCCUCCACUUACUAGAUGCGACUCUUCAGAGCGGGCCACUGUUAUAUUCCUUCAAUUCCUUCAACUCAUCACACAAGCACCUACUAGCAUCAUGGAACUCGUCUCCUCAGUUUACCGAAGAUGCUGUUGCCAAGGAGGACCGUGUCUGUGGUCGACCUGCUUGCCGCAGCACAAUACUCAAAGGCGCUCCAUGCUAUUAUGUUGCCACCAUUGUGCCUGGCCAACCUGGUCGCUUCGUUUGUGAAGCAUGUUACUUGCGAUACUCACAGAAGCUUUCAACUUCGGUCCGACCCUCUUCAGUCCACCCUUCUUCCGCACAAUCACAGUUACUUCCAAAUCCUCAUAUCAUACGCCAGACCGUGAAUGCAGCACAACGCAAGUCAACUAUCAAUCCACCCCGUGUAGUACCCUUCUUGUCUCAGCCCUCCAGUAGCACUGCGCACAUAGGCCGCAUUUCAGGCCCAGAUAUCGCUGUGCCUCUAUCAUGGCAACAAUCGCCGGCUAGUUCCAACCCGAACAUGGUAUCUGGUGCUGCAGGGUAUUCUGUGCACCAUGCUCAGUAUGGUCUGGAGCGUGAACGAUGGGCUAAAUUGGCAUAUGCUCCGCCCCCUGCAGAGACCAUCACAUUAGAGAUAUCAGCUGUAUACGAGGGAAAUUCAUGGAAGAAAAGUGGGCGCGGCAUUAACUUUGGGGUGCAUUUGUUUUUCUUUCUAUCUCUCCAGGUUGCUGUUUUUCUGAUGCUCAUAAAUCAGAAUAUUUGUGAAGGAAAGAAGGACAUCGAUGCUCGCUUGGACGCCCCUGGGCUUAUACAAAUCGCUUUAGAUACUAUUCUACCGAAAAUCCUCACAUUUGGAAGGGGAUUUCCUUGGCGCACAGAAGAAUUUGUUGUCCGGGAUGCUACCUGGGUUGACCUAUCCGGACAUUUGCCUGCCAUUCCGUACUUCUUAGCUCAGUGCUUAGUCCAAUCUCGACGCGGACCAAAGACGACAACUUUCAAGACCAAGCAAUUCUUACUCAUGGUUGUUGUGCCUGCAGCGCAGUGGAGUGAGUAUGAGGCAUGGCUGGAUAAAACUGAAGAAGAAAAUAUCUUGCGUGAACAGCUCCAACGACACAGAUCUAUCAUUACUGUUACUGAAGAACGAGACCCUCGAACUUCCGGCACCAACUCAGAUGACCCAUGGGCCGCACAACAAGAGGAUGAAGACCCAUUUGGUCUUGACUUCGAAGGACCAGAUGCCUUAUCUACUGUGGGACGUAAUUCCACUGUUACUGACAGCUCAGCACAUAAUCCGACACGUCCAUCAGCAAAGCGGGCUCAUGUUCGCAGAGAGAGCGACUCCACAAAUAGUACUGUGUCACCUCCUCGCAAGAAGCCAGCACCUGGUGUAUUCCACCUUCCUGACCGUAAUGAUUUGAAAGAGGCCUUGAAAAGUGGAGGUAGUGUAGAUGCUGUGCGUGCACCUAAAGUUUAUGACUUCCGCAAUGAGGACAUUCAAUUCCAUCCAAUCCCUGUGCGCCCACUAGCCGAUAUCUUGAAGACUCCUCAGUAUUGUUCAUUCAAACCCAACAUCUCAAAUUCGUCUAUCGGACAACUCACUAUCGAUGUCCCCAUUCGCAGCAUGAUCGGUAUCGGUGCCUUUAAGACAGCUCAUCCAGGGUGGCUCACGCUAUCUCCCCUAUCCUCCAGUGGCCUUGGGUCGCGUGCUCAGCAGGAUGUUGUUGUCAAGCGGCCAUUUCACAGACCUCCCCCUCACACCCCUGGAUCCAGCAUCCUCAAGAUUUCACGUUACGCACUACCAGAUGAGCAUGAAAAACUCCUCAAUGAAUGUAACUUGUUGUACUGGGCAAAAUCUCUCCUUGACUUCACUUACGAAUACAUCGAUCACUGUAUCAAUGCCGCACCAACUCUGCCAUCUUUUCCAAUACCCCCGUCUCCCAUGGCAGACAUUAAGGCGGGGAUGUUUUCAGCGGUUUAUCUCCUUGAGGAGUGGGUGACGUCUGGUACUCCUAAUGAUCAGACAUUCGUGAAGUUCAUCCACAACAAGGACUACGGACCUUCACUUGAUGAGGAUGAAUACGGCUAUGACCUAGCCGUCUUUCUCUCGUUUACUCAGCACAUCCAGUAUGAAAAGACAGAGGGUCUGGCGUUCAUUUCUGAUUAUCAAGGCAGCACCGAGCUUCUGACUGAUCCUCAGAUUUUGACCCACCGCUCAGUCAAUGAAGGAAUUGAUCUUUUCGGUGACGGGAACAUUGCAAGUGUGGUGGACGACUUUAAGGCAAGGCACCUCUGUAACCACUAUUGCAAGUGGCCAGGAUUUGAGUUGGAAGUAUAUGCUUAG
Messenger RNA from Suillus subalutaceus, 2343 nucleotides. RefSeq lists its product as uncharacterized. Lineage: Eukaryota; Fungi; Basidiomycota; Agaricomycetes; Boletales; Suillaceae. The record is from RefSeq and is a predicted model, not a curated record. Gene Ontology annotation, molecular function: ATP binding; protein serine/threonine kinase activity. Gene Ontology annotation, biological process: protein phosphorylation. The coding region runs from base 1 to 2343 and encodes 780 amino acids. The transcript has 8 exons.